Messenger RNA from Dipodomys ordii (Ord's kangaroo rat), 875 nucleotides. RefSeq names its product ADP-ribosylation factor-like 1 (gene Arl1). NCBI's taxonomy places the organism in Eukaryota, Metazoa, Chordata, Mammalia, Rodentia, Heteromyidae. Gene Ontology annotation, biological process: vesicle-mediated transport; intracellular protein transport. The transcript is spliced from 5 exons. The record is from RefSeq and is a predicted model, not a curated record. Gene Ontology annotation, cellular component: Golgi apparatus; cytoplasm. Gene Ontology annotation, molecular function: GTPase activity; GTP binding. The coding region runs from base 67 to 561 and encodes 164 amino acids.
GCUUUGUAUUAUCUUGUAGGUGGCUUUUUCUCAAGUAUUUUUUCCAGUCUCUUUGGAACCCGGGAAAUGAGGAUUUUGAUUUUGGGAUUAGAUGGUGCUGGAAAAACCACAAUUUUAUACCGAUUACAGGUUGGAGAAGUCGUUACUACUAUUCCUACUAUCGGAUUUAAUGUAGAGACUGUGACAUACAAAAACCUUAAAUUCCAAGUGUGGGACCUAGGAGGACAGACAAGUAUCAGGCCAUAUUGGAGGUGUUAUUAUUCCAACACAGAUGCAGUCAUUUAUGUGGUAGACAGUUGUGACCGAGACAGAAUUGGCAUUUCCAAGUCAGAAUUAGUUGCCAUGUUGGAGGAGGAAGAGCUGAGAAAAGCCAUUUUAGUGGUGUUUGCAAAUAAGCAGGACAUGGAGCAGGCUAUGACCCCCUCAGAGAUGGCAAAUUCACUUGGGUUACCUGCCUUGAAGGAUCGGAAAUGGCAGAUAUUCAAAACAUCAGCAACCAAAGGCACUGGCCUUGAUGAGGCAAUGGAAUGGCUGGUUGAAACAUUAAAAAGCAGGCAAUAACUCAAUCAUUCCAGCUCCUUUGAAACCAAGACAUCAUCGUGUCUCUCCGUCAACAGUCAGGUGUGCUUCAUGUGACAUGUAAAAACUGUGAUUGAUGUCAUAUACAGAACUGACUGUAACAACUGUAAUAUUAAAAAAAAAGUAUUUGGUUGGAGGGAGGGAUAACUUGGUCAAAUCACCUGAAUGUUCAGUGUAAAAUAUUUCUUCCUUGCUCUCCUGUGUUAAGGUAUGCUAUUUGUAUGGAGUUCUUACUUAAAUAUAAUUCUAUUAAAGAAUGCACUCUUCUCAGAGGGAAAAACCCUCCUAUUUUUGAA